AUGGGGUUAACCUCAAUCACCAAAUCAAUCGUAAAUUUCCUUACCUGGUAUCUGCCGCCAUUGCCAGCUGGAGUUCAUUCAAGCAACUUGCGACCCGUUCCUUCAAACUCUGACCUUGGUAUGGUUCGAGAAGUUUUUUUAUCUCGGCAGCGAGAUUUAGCAGAUUCACCACUGCUGCAGGCUGUGUUGCAUCUUCGGGUCAGAUUGUUAGCGGUCCGCGAUUGGUUUUAUGUCCUUCAAGAGUGUUUCGAGAGCUUGAAGCUCGUCUCGCAACUCUAUAAGCUCCUUGGGGCAGUUCUUCCAUGA
Messenger RNA from Morchella importuna, 306 nucleotides. RefSeq lists its product as uncharacterized. The transcript is spliced from 4 exons. Lineage: Eukaryota; Fungi; Ascomycota; Pezizomycetes; Pezizales; Morchellaceae. The record is from RefSeq and is a predicted model, not a curated record. The coding region runs from base 1 to 306 and encodes 101 amino acids.